UCCAAAAUGGAGUCAACGCAGUUCCUACACCACGUAGUCUACAAUGUCACAUAUUUAAUUGCAUCUAUGAAAUGGUGGAGUUUUGUGUCAAUUUUAAACUUUGUUGUCUUAAAACAAAGUUUCCUGUGAAUAUAAAAAUGAGUAUUGUUUCACAUCGUAAGUGAUCAGGUUUAUAUAACGAUGGCGCGCCUCAACCUUCGUAUCUGUGCGUGACGUGUUUUAUGUAGCUGUGCAGAUAGGACAGGAGUUGUCUUUGCACACAGUGAUAUUAGAAUACUUCUCAGCAUGACGGGAGCUUACCCCAACAUGGAGCCUUCCUGCGUAUUGAUCGCCAUUUAUAUCACAGCUGUUCUACACAGCAGUGUUCUGACAGCAACCCUAUUGGAUGAGAAGACUCGCAAGACACCUCAAGCUGCAGAGAAGGCCAACGAUCUAUCCUGCUUUGUAUGUGACAGUAUGGAUGCAGGGGAACGAUGCAGCAACCUCAACACAAGCGGUGUUAGCUUUAUCCACAAGUGCCAUGACGACAGAAGGAUCUGCAUGGUGAAGCGGUACUCCUACUCGACAACCACCGAGAAUUCGACCUACCCCACGAAGCGCCUGUGGUCACUGCAGAGGAACUGUACCAACAAAUGCGAGCCCGGGUGCAUAGUGAUAGGGGAGCGCACCAAACUCUAUGCCUGCACCGUCUGCUGCGGGCAGUCUCUCUGUAACACGAUGAACGACGGCGCACCCUACCACCGACACUCCAGCGUCGUGAUUCUCCUCUGCGUCCUCCUGCUGACGCCCUUCACAUCGUGACCCACCAAGAUCGCCUUAGCUUUCAUUUCAUACUAUGGAAAAAUAUAUACUAGCUGGAGUUGCAUGAACUGCUGACAUCUGGGAACGGUUGCAAGAACUGCUUGUACUUAUCUGUUCAGUAAUGGCGAAACAAGAUAUGCUGACAAAUAUGGUCAUUUGGUCAUACGCUGUAAAUGUUUCGAAUACGGGUGGGAAGCUCGAGGACUACAACAGUAGUAAGUAGCAAAGACAAACUGGUUAUGUGGGUUAUGUCGAACUUUUAAAAAACAAUAAUAUUUAGUGCUUUUGUAUGCUUAUGGGCGAUGAAACUCGUCCCUGCAGAACACCACGGACGAUUAUUACUCCAGGACUCUCAAUUCCGUGACACGAGCUUGAAAAUCGAAAACCGAAUAUCCCAGAAGCGAGGAGAGUUUUAAUUUUGUCUGCUGUUUUAAAUUAUAUAUAACUUUAUCAUGUUUUUCACGCAUCUUUUGAGACUACCAAUCUGUCUCUGAUAAGAAGGUACUGUUCUGAAUAUGAAUAUUACCCACUAAAGGGAUACGACGACAGAAAGAAAAAGCAUCACUGUUUGUUACAUGCUUCAUGAUAGUUUCUUGCUUGGCUUACUCUUGGACCCUGAAGAUGAACGCGAUGUAUUCUUCCGAAAUGUCGGUCGACAGAUUGUACAGUGUUAUAUCCCAGAAAACUAGACUCUUCAUAACCACCACUGCGAGAAUCCCAAUUCCUACACAGGAUACAAUCAGUCUCACCGGAAAGAGAACACAAGUAUUACAAAGUACCACAAAUAAAGAAGUUAUGUAUGAGAUAAUAUUUUUCUCUAUUUUGAAACUUAGAAUUAUACGAUUAGUCUCAAUAAAAUAAUAAAAUUCUUUGUACUGUCCGGAGCCUGCAAACUACUGUAGGAAGGACUGUGAAUGAGAUUUCAUGUGUCUGUCGUGUGGUACCACAAUUAUACCAAAGCAUAUUGACGCAAAGAAGGAACAUUUCAAUUCAAUUGCUGAAGAAUAUAAAGAAAAGACACCAACAAUUUACGUGUACUGAAAAGGGAGUUACGUGACCUGCAAAAUGUUUGUAUGCAGUGAGAUUUGCAAUUACAGCCAAUCCUAGAAAACUGCUAAUAGAAGCUGAGAACAGAAUUUUACACCGAAAUGAAUUUAAGAGCACCUGUCAGUCAAGAAAUACGAAACUUAAAUAAUUACUUUAUAUGCCUAUAAAUCGCCUUGUAGUAAAUGUCCCUGUAAUAUUCAAACAGCGGAUUUAUCAUUUUAACUGCAUUCAGGUUGACGACGUACGGACUCAAAUUGUCUGUUUGUAACAUAUUUAACACCCUCAGUUUCAUUUAAAGUAUAGAAUUUGUUUUUUUAUAUAGUUUCUUGAAAAAUCAGUAGAAUAUUAGUCCGUUUUGGUUACAUCGUACAACUUGAAUUAGAUCCCUUUGAAUGAGCUGAAGCAUCUAAAAUAAUUUCUGUGUUUUUAAUGUUACUAUCACAAUUCUAAUAUGACACAUCUCGACCAGCACGUUUUGUAAAUACAGGAGUAUUUUAAUAAAUAAAAUAAUCU
Messenger RNA from Cryptotermes secundus, 2361 nucleotides. RefSeq lists its product as uncharacterized. The transcript is spliced from 3 exons. The record is from RefSeq and is a predicted model, not a curated record. Lineage: Eukaryota; Metazoa; Arthropoda; Insecta; Blattodea; Kalotermitidae. Bases 286 to 801 code for a protein of 171 amino acids.